This is a messenger RNA of Neolamprologus brichardi, 4605 nucleotides long. Lineage: Eukaryota; Metazoa; Chordata; Actinopteri; Cichliformes; Cichlidae. The record is from RefSeq and is a predicted model, not a curated record.
AUGCUGAGAGAUGACGCAAACAGUGGUGAAUUCAGCACUAAGAGAGUUGAGAAUCUGCUCACUCUUCUGGAUGGAAACAAUACUCAAGGAUUGUUUGCAAAAAUUGUGAGGAAGCGACUUCACUCACUGUUAAAGGACAAUGAGGUCAACAUGCCCAUUCUAAAAAGCUGGGUCCUAAAUGAGGCAUCUAAUGACAGUGCUCUUCAAGAAGGAGGGACGUUCCUGCACACACUGUGGAGGAAAAUCCAAGCAGUUGUCACUCCACUUCUAGCCUACCUGGUCUCAGUCAUUGACCGAGAUUGCAAUAUGGACCUUCUCCUGGAAGAUGAAGAACAAAUUGUGAACUUGUGGCUUGAGAUUUUUGGAAACAAAGAGAUGCUCAGUUUGCCUUACGUCAGGGUGGAAAAGAAAGUAUUAAUGGUACAAAGCCAUGUCACAGGUGGCCAUACCAUGUUCUGCCGCCUGCCCUUCAGUUGGUGGAUCAAAGAGUUCCUAGAUGGGCUCAUGAUGCAAACAUCCAGACAUCAAACUCAUUCAGUUGGUCAUUUCUAUGAUUUGUUCUUGGAAACUCCACUUGGCACUUACAUCUCAGAAAAAGCUAAUGAAAAAAUGAAGAGAGAAUUUUUCAAAAGGUAUCUGCAAGAUUUUGUUUCCAUGACCAUGAAAGUGGCAUCAGAUGAAGAGUUAAAGGUUUUGGAUGUCUAUGCAGCCAAGGCAUGUGUUGAAAGCCUGGAACCUUCUAACUUAGACAAUGAUACUGUCUGCCAGCACUGGCUGAGGAAGGUGAAGAAGGUGCAGGCUUCUUUGGAGUUGAUUUGCUCCCAAAGCAGUAGCAAAAAAUAUGGUGAGCACUGCCGGAAAGUACUCCAUGAUUUCAGCGCAUCUGUGAAGAAAAAUGCAGAAUUCAGGCAAUGCUGCAAUGGUUUCUUUGUUGAUCUGCUCUCUGCUGUGUGCUUCAAGGAUAAUACACCUCCAGCCGAAGGUGUCAUCACCCACCUGUUGUCCUAUCUAAUGAUUGAGACAGAACAUAAACAGAUUCACACCAAAGUUUUAUCACCAUUUGAAGAGUCCCCAGAUAAAAACCCAGUUGUGCGAUCAGUAAUCCUCAAACUGCUACUGAAGUUCAGCUUUGAUGAGGUUCAGAAAUAUUUGCAGCAACAUUUUUCAUCUGUUGAAGAAAGCAGAUUUGUGGAUGAUGGAGACAAAGCCGAGCUCUAUGCUUUAUACAUCAACUGCUUGGAGGACUCCAUCUGGGAGAAAAUGCCACUGGAGGGCAACAAAGCUGCAGAGUUACAAUGGUUUACUAAUGAAACACAGUUCCUGCGCUUGUUUUUGAAAGAAGACACUUCUGCUCCAGCAACAGUCUGUAUUCAACACCUGCAACAUAUUGCCCGAUUGCGUGUGACGCUCACCAUGGCUGCACAGCUCAUCAGUGACAGACUGUCUGGCAACAAUGUCCCAGACGGAGCAGAAGAUUUUCUGAACAUGGUGAUAAAGCUCUGUGAGGACAGUGGAAAUGACUGGUAUCGUGUUUACCUCAUCCGCAAGCUCAGCGAAUCACAGGGUGUGGAGUACGUCCAGACAAUGAUGAAAAAACCUGAGUUCUUCUGGAUUUUCCCUGAAGAGAUACAUCAGCAGAAUGAAGAUGGAGGCCUGAUGGACCAGUAUCUCGUGUAUGGAGAGGAGUACAAGUCCGUGCGAGAAGCAGUUGCCAAGGCAGUAGUGGACGGUGAUGUCGAGCAGAUAGAAGAUGCCUGUGAGAGAUGCACAGCAUCACCAAAGAAUCGGACAGUGUUUCUCCUGCUGGCUCUUUUCCGAGAGGUUACAACUCUGUACAGAUCUGAAAACAGGGGUCUUCAUCCUACUCCUGAGCAAUGUCUUGAAUUUGAUGACCUCAUCGAGGGCUCAACGUAUCUCCAUCAAGCAGAAGUAAGACGAUUUGCCUCAGCCUUGGUUUACAACAGGUUGGGAGCGCUCACUGUUCAGCCUGGUAGUGCUAUCAUGGAGAACACCAUCACUGAGCUGAUCAUUCAUCUGGCAGCUGUGCUGCUCACUGGGAAUCAUCACCUGCUGAUGCCACUGAAGCAUCUUGGUCUGUCUUCUGAAAAUAUGCAGAGAGCUUUUAUACCCACAAUGCCUGAUGACAUUUUAGCUGUUGCCCAGGCAGCCAUGAAUUAUGAGGGCCAGCUCACUUGGUAUGUCUGUCCAAAUAAUCAUCCAUGCUGCGUUGAUAUGUGCGGCAUGCCCAUAGAGAGAGGCCGAUGUCUGGAGUGUGGUGAAGAAGUUGGAGGAGAACAUUGCACAGUCGUGCCUGGAUUCACAAAAGUUCAGUUGCAUGAGGAUCAAACACGUCCCGGUCACAUUCUGGGAGACCCUGAACGGAGAAACAACCCAGAUGCUUUAGACACCAAACACAUGUCUCUGACUCCCUUCACUCUGGUCAGGUUGGUUACACAUUUGGCCAUGAUGCUGGGAGCCUCAGAGAAACCUGAGGUUGUCCAACAGAUAAUCCAGCCACCUGUGGAGGAUGUCAGUUCGUUUCUCAGGUUGCACAUAACAAAGGAUCUUGAGCAUCUGUCCCAGGCACUGGGAAAAGGAGCUGACGACAACGUAACAUCUGUUCACUUGGUGCUUAAAUCACUGCAGGAGCUACCACGGGCCAGUUCCACUACUAUCGACCCUUACCUUACUACCAAAGAAUCCAGAAACACCUGGGAGACUACUGUGGCUACAGAUAUUAUGACACCAAAGCUGACGGAUCUUGACCAACUCCUACAAGAGGCAAAGGGAACCAUCAGAAAUGACUCACGUGUAUCUUCCAACUUCAUCAUAAGGACGAUCCACGGUGAUGACUUUAGCUUCCUCACCUCACUGCAACAGGGCUCUGAGGUUGACAGCUCAGCAGUGUGGAGCUGCAGGGAGAGGCUGUCGUUGCUCAGCCUCACACACAUUAUGGAGACUAAUGAUCAAAAGGAGGAGCUCCCCCUGCUCUGGAGGUUCCUGCAGAAGGAGAGAGAAUUUCGGCUUAUCAAAUUCCUCCCAGAAAUCCUAAACCUGCAGAAACGUUUGGUGAGAAAGUACCAAAAUGCAACUGAAGAUAUCGUGGGCUCCAUCGGAGUAUUCAUUGCUCAGCAAACAGAAAUGAGGCAGUGGUAUCAAAAACGCAUUGAGACCUUCCUGAAAACAUGGAAUCAGCUAAGAGUUUCUGUUACCAGCAAUGAAAUAAAAAUUCCAGAAGAAUUUUGCAGCAGAGAUUUGGACCUGGACAGUAACCUCAGGUACCUCCUGCCCCGUCGGCAGGGUCCAGGCCUGUGUGCCACAGGGCUGGUCAGCUAUCUGGUGACUCUCCACAAUGAGUUGGUGAAUGCAGUGGACCGUCACACAGGAGAGGACAACAGUGACUACACAGUGAGUCUGUUGGAGCUAAUGGAGCAGCAUGUGAUCAGCUAUGAUGUGGAGAAGGACCUGUUUCCUCUGGUUUUGUCCAACUGCCAGUACAGCUUGGAACGUGGCCACGAGACAAUAUCUGAGUAUGACCUGCCCAGGAUCCAACAGCAGAUCCUCACCCGCUUUCUGCAGGGAAAACCUCUCAUUACCCGCACAGGAAUUCCCACGCUGGUCAAUAUGCAAGAGAGAGACUAUGAGACCAUUUUCAAAACUGUUCAUGGAAAAGUGCCACAGACGGCUCUGUCCCGUUUGAUCUGGAACUCUGUGUCGAGACAGCUGGACUCCUACAGCGAGGUGUGUGAAGCACUGAAGAUUGUGGAGCUGCUUCUGGGUUAUCUCUCAAUGACGGGUGGUGAUCCCAAAAUGAAACUGGUCACUUACCUUCAGGAAAUACUAAAGAUGGACCAAAACAUUAAUCAGCACAUACUGAAGGCUUUUGGCAAAUGUCACCUCAGACACUGUGUUUGUCUGUGGCAAGUCCUGUCCUCUCUCAGAUCUGAAAAAAUGCUGCAACUGAAAAGGGAACCCUUUUCGGGGUAUCCAGCCAAGUACCAGGUGCCACUGACUGAGGAAAACAAGACUGAGCUGAAACGAUUCAUGUCCAGAGGAAACAUGGACCAGUGGCUGCUUGAGAUGCAUGAGUUCCUCUUGUUGCGCCUGGGCCGCCUACGGGCAACUGAGGACUACAAUCCAUCAUGGAGUCUGAAGGAGGCGGUCAGUGUCUACAUGGAUCGUAAAGAAGUAGAAGUCCCUACUUACGUGGAGGAAAACUUCUCUGAAUAUCUGCAGCUGUCUCAGAUAAUUGAGACCUGGAAAUACACCAUCACAGCCAAACAGGAGUUGAUGAAUGAAUGAGUGCAUAGAGAGAUAUUAGUUAUCUAAAGAAGUAAACAAAGGUAUUUUUUCUGCAUUUAUUGGUGUAAUAAUCAUAGGAUGUGUUGUGUUGUUCAUUUGUUUUUGGAAUUAUUUUAGAAAUUCAAUUCAACAACAAAAAACUAUAUUUACAUUUUAAUAUUUUAUUUUUCAUUAUAUUUUACUUCUCUUGUGAAUGGUUUGAAUUUUAAAAAGAAGAGUAAUAUUAUCAUGCUGCAAGGAGUGAAUAGUAUUUCUCCAUCUAAUAAGAAAUUAAAGCAAUAGGUGAUUGAUACACAGAAAAAA